CAGAGAGCGCUGUUAUCGCAUGUUUUGCCGUCAGCUGUCGUCGGAGGUCAACAGUUUGUCUCCAAUUUCAGUGAGUUUGAUGCAAAAUGCCGCAGCAUUGCGUUGCAUUACGUUGCAAAAACCGCUCAAAAGGACGAUCCGCGGAUGAACCGAAGAUCACCUUUCAUCGCUUUCCACAAGACAAGUCUCUUCGGAAACACUGGGUGGAGGCCAUUCGUCGAGAUCUUUGGUCACCAAGUCCUUACUCUCGCCUGUGCUCCAGUCAUUUUUCUGAUCAGGACUAUGUCCCAGACAGACAGAACCGGAUGUUAAAGUGGGGCGCCAUCCCAAGCAAGUUUGUUGGUCGGCCCGCCCAUCGUCCAAAACGGACCUCCACCAGGAGAAAAUUGAAGCGACAACGAAAUUGUAAAUCGGAAAGUUCAAGAGCUUUGGAUGAUGAUGGUCUUUCUGACCAAGCCCCGUCCAAAACGCCAACAAUCGACCCCAACUGUGUCGAUCACAACUAUGCGUACCCAAAUGAUAUUGAUCACAUUACCAAGCACUGCAAUUUUCUCCGAAAAUGUCUCCAAUCCAAGUUGGCCCAAGAGCGAAUCGUCAAAGAAAAGCUAAAGCGUUCCCGAUCUUCUGUGGCCAAAUUCAAAGAGAUGAUUGACAAACUUUGGCAAGAAGACAUCUUGUCCAGAGAAGGAGUUUAACAUGAGGACAAAUUUGGCGGUGAAGUUAUCGUAGCAAAAUAACGGUUGGUACUCUUUGUGAAUAAAAUGCUUAACUUGUAAGAGAAUAAGAUACUCGUGCAUUCAAA
Messenger RNA from Tigriopus californicus, 802 nucleotides. RefSeq names its product THAP domain-containing protein 1-like. The transcript has 2 exons. The record is from RefSeq and is a predicted model, not a curated record. NCBI's taxonomy places the organism in Eukaryota, Metazoa, Arthropoda, Copepoda, Harpacticoida, Harpacticidae. Bases 87 to 695 code for a protein of 202 amino acids.